AUGGCUUCGGACAACGCUCAGUACCUACCAUCGCUCAUCCAAAGACUUGAAGCCGCCACGUUACGACUUGAAAACAUCGCGACUACCAGAUACGGUGCCUCGGCGGCCAUCCUCGACACCGCAAUUGCUGUCGCGAGCCGAGAUCCUGGCACCGGUUCCUCGACAAAGCCGGAAACCCUCACCGACGAUUUGCCCAAGUCCGUUAUCGCUUUUGGGAAGAUCAUCGAGGACGACGUUCAAGCAUUUCUGAAAUCGAGCGAGUCAAUCGGUGGUCCCGUCGAACAACAGUCCAAAGCCGUGAAAGAGGCCUUCGAGGCUGGAAAGGCCUAUUUGCUCAUUGCUUCGAGAGCGAAAAGACCUGAAUCAAUGCCCCCCGAAUUGACAGCAGACCUUCGCCGCCACACUUCGACCGUCGAGGAGAUUCGAGAAGCCAACCGUCCCUCUCCGUUAUACGUUCAUCUGAGUGCCGUCUCGGAAGGAAUCAUCGCGCUAAGUUGGGUUUUGGAGAGAAGGCCGAUCGAUUUCGUCAAGAACAUCCUGGGCGGCACCCAAUACUACGGCAACAAGAUUCUGAAUGAAUACAAGGGCAAGGACAAGUCGCACGUGGAAUACAUCAACGCAUACUACAAGAUCCUCCGUUCCUUGAUCUCCUACGUCAGGGAAUACUAUGCAUUUGGUGUUGUGUGGAAUGACAAGGAUGGCAUAGACGUGCUUGAAGCUUUGAAUCAAGUACAGCCAAAUAUUGAUGAUACAUUUUAUGAUCAGGCGACGAGCGUCAAUAAAAGGACACAUCACGGCGACUCCACCGCUUGA
Messenger RNA from Fonsecaea nubica, 813 nucleotides. RefSeq lists its product as hypothetical. Gene Ontology annotation, cellular component: cytoplasm. Lineage: Eukaryota; Fungi; Ascomycota; Eurotiomycetes; Chaetothyriales; Herpotrichiellaceae. Gene Ontology annotation, molecular function: actin binding; adenylate cyclase binding. Gene Ontology annotation, biological process: regulation of adenylate cyclase activity; cytoskeleton organization. The record is from RefSeq and is a predicted model, not a curated record. The transcript has 5 exons. The coding region runs from base 1 to 813 and encodes 270 amino acids.